AUGUUCAGGACCAUUCUUAUAGGGUUGGUUUUAGUGGUAGCAGCUUUCUGGGCAGGUGCAACGUUCAAUGUUGGCGGCAGUCCGGUUCUUCUGAGAUUAGUGAACGAUGACGACUCUGGUACCAGCUUUCGCAAUAGAAAUUUGGGAUUGACGGGCUACAAGCUAUUAGACUUAUUUGAAAAACAAGUUUUGACGAGUGAAAGUGCUGAAAAGAACGAAAAUGUGCGAGUUUCAAAAUAUUAUGACGAAUUUGUGAAGUUUGUGACAAAAGGUUCAGCAGAGCAGCAUGAUACAAUUUGUUUCCCAGAAAGCUCUGUGAUUUCUAAGCUCAACAGAGACGUUAAUCCGGUCUUUAACGUGCACUCUCACAACGAUUACUGGCGAAAUUUGCCCAUGUAUGAAGCCCUGUGUCACGGCAUUACAAGUAUCGAAGCGGAUGUUUGGCUGGUUAACAACAGUACCGAAUUGGCGGUAGGUCACAAUAAGGGAUUUUUGGACCCUAUUCACAGGAAUUUAGAGUCACUGUACACUGGGCCACUUCUAACCAUGCUUAACGAAGUUAAUUGCCAUCAAAGUGAGCACAAUGACCAAAAGUACGGGCUUUUCUACAACUCACCAGAAACAACAGUCUACCUCUACAUCGACUUCAAGUCAGAAGACAGCGCGAAAACAUACGAUCUUCUUAUCAACAGAUACCUCGCUCCAUUAAUUGACAUGGGUUACGUGACGUAUUUAGACAUUGAAAACCAAGGCGUUGUCUGGAAUCCACUCACUAUUAUCCUGACAGGAGAUUAUCCAACUGAUCUAGGAGUGCUAGACGGGGAACAAAAUGAUGGAAUUCUCCAUACAAAUCAAAGAUUUGUUUUCAUUGACGCUCCGCUACACCGCCUUGAAGAAAGGCAUUCCACUUUAUCACUGGUAGCCUCGGCUUCAUUGUCACAACUUCUCAGAGGCUGCAAAGAUAGUGAAAUAAGCAUGGGGUUGGGCCUCUCCUCCGAUCAACUGCAGUGUAUAGUUCCUUAUAUCGAGCGUGCCCACUCGAUGAGUUUGAAAACUCGCAUCUGGGGUGUCCCCUCAUGGCCCAAGCAACUUAAUACAAGGUUGUUGGGGCAACAGGCAUUCGAUCUUCACGUGGAUUUUCUGAACGUUGACGAUCUUUAUGCUACUGCUCAUCUUUUCUAA
Messenger RNA from Lachancea dasiensis, 1182 nucleotides. NCBI's taxonomy places the organism in Eukaryota, Fungi, Ascomycota, Saccharomycetes, Saccharomycetales, Saccharomycetaceae. The record is from the annotation of a GenBank genome assembly.